Molecule: messenger RNA, 771 nt
Organism: Drosophila innubila
Lineage: Eukaryota; Metazoa; Arthropoda; Insecta; Diptera; Drosophilidae
Product: UPF0746 protein DDB_G0281095
Exons: 4
Source: RefSeq, a predicted model, not a curated record
AUGUUAUCGAUACAAUCGCAGCUGCUCCUGGUCCUGGCCAUGGCCGGUGGCCUCUCACUGGUGAGCGCAGCUGGACGCGAUGAGCUGCGUCCAACGGUGGCGCCUUUGGUCAGCUCCACGAUGAAGCCAACGAGCGCGCCAAAGCUGGAGGCGAAACCCAGCAAACCACUGAUGAUCAUCAAUGCACCACCGAUGAAACAGAAGCACCUGCUCAAGUCGACGGUGCAGGUGAAGGAUGCGAAGCCGCUGCAGGUGACGGGCUUCAUAACCAAGUCGGGCAACAUCUACGAGAUCGAGGACAAGCGCGGCAUCGGACACAUUGAGUCCCGUCAAGCGGACCAGCCCGAGGACCAGCAAAUUGUCUGCAAUUACGGCAGUGUUGUCAUCUACAGCGAUGUGCCCUGCGACCAGGUGACAAAUGUCCAGGUCGGUGAGGUGCAAGCGCUGAAGGACGAGCAACCCUCAUCCGAGCAGCCACCCACUGAGGCACAGCAGUCCAACGGAGCGGAGGACAACAACACUGAAGCUGGCAACACGCCACGUCAGCAGAGCGUGCCACAGCGUCGACGUCGUCGUCGUCGUCCUGUCGCCGCUGGACAGCAGCAGCAGCGGCAGCAGCAGCGUCGCCGCAUCCGAGUCAAUGCCAAUGGCAAUCGCAAUGGACGGGCUGGUCAACGUCGUCCUGCCAACAGGCAACAGCAGCAGCAACAGCAGCAGCAGCGUCGCCGUCGCCAGCAGCAACGUCGCCGUCGCCAGCAGCAGCAGCAGCGA